AGAGUGAAACAUUAGCAAACUCAAAAAUUCCAAAACACAAAAAAAAGUUAUAGCAAAACGGCAAGGGUCAAUUGUACAAACAGAUCAAAGAGAAUCCUAAUGGAGUCUGUUGUGUCUGAGCUAGAAGGCACGCUUGUGAAGGACUUGGAUGCAUUCUCCUACUUCAUGUUGGUAGCGUUUGAAGCAUCGGGAUUGAUUCGCUUCGUGUUGUUGUUAACACUAUGGCCUUUGAUUCGGUUUCUUGACAUGGUUGGCAUGGGGGACGCAGGGCUGAAGUUAAUGAUCUUCGUGGCGGUAGCAGGGGUUCCCCUGUCUGAGAUUGAAUCGGUGGCCAGGGCAGUUUUGCCUAAGUUCUACAUGGAUGAUCUUGACAUGGACGCGUGGAAGGUGUUUAGCUCCUAUGACAAGAAGGUUGUGGUCACCAAGACGCCAAGAAUAAUGGUAGAGAGGUUUGUAAAGGAGCAUUUACAUGCAGACGAGGUGGUUGGAAGUGAACUCUCCGUUAAUAGGUUUGGGCUCGCCACAGGGUUGGUCCAUGGUGACUCAAUUAAUACCAUUUCUGAAAGAGUUGCCAAGCUUUUCAAUAAUGAUGAUGCACCUACUUUGGGUAUGGCAAGGCCUAGUACUAGUACUAGUACUACAUCAACAUAUAAUUCCUUCGCCGAGCUUUGCAAGGAACAAAUGCACCCACCAUUUGUGACAAGCCAAAAGUACGAACACCAGCAUCUCCGGCCACACCCGGUGGUCUUUCACGACGGCCGCCUCGUGAAGCGGCCAACGCCGUUCACUUCCCUACUAAUCCUCUUAUGGAUGCCCUUAGGCAUUUUACUGGCCAUGAUCCGUAUCACCGUGGGCUUUGUUUUGCCGUUUUGGGCCAUUCCCCAUAUCUCAAGGCUAUUUGGUGGCAAGGUCAUUGUAAAGGGCAAAACACCACCACCUCCCUCCGGUGGAAACUCCGGCGUCCUAUUCGUGUGUACUCACCGGACUCUCAUGGACCCCGUCGUGCUCUCCUCCGUACUCCACCGCAAAAUUCCGGCAGUCACGUACUCCAUAUCCAGGUUAUCGGAGAUGCUCUCUCCGAUCCCAACGGUGAGAUUAACAAGGACACGACACGUGGAUGCAGAAAAAAUCAAAAGUGAGUUAUCCAAAGGGGAUUUGGUAGUGUGUCCUGAAGGAACAACUUGUCGUGAGCCUUUCCUUCUAAGGUUCAGUGCCCUUUUUGCUGAGUUAACUGACCGGAUAGUGCCUGUGGCCAUGAACUACAGAGUAGGGUUCUUUCAUGCAACCACUGCGAGGGGUUGGAAGGGUUUGGACCCCAUUUUCUUCUUCAUGAACCCAAGGCCAGUUUAUGAGGUUACUUUCUUGAACCAGUUGCCGGUUGAAGCGACCUGUUCGUCCGGUAAGAGCCCACACGAUGUGGCCAACUACGUGCAGAGAAUAUUGGCGGCCACGUUAGGGUUCGAGUGCACCAACUUUACUCGAAGAGAUAAGUAUAGGGUCUUGGCUGGGAACGAUGGAACUGUUGUUUCUUGUACUUCCUUCGUCGAUCGGGUAAUGAAGAUGGUGAGCACAUUCAAGCCAUUUUUACAUUAA
Molecule: messenger RNA, 1593 nt
Organism: Gastrolobium bilobum
Lineage: Eukaryota; Viridiplantae; Streptophyta; Magnoliopsida; Fabales; Fabaceae
Product: glycerol-3-phosphate acyltransferase 5-like
Exons: 2
Coding region: 100-1593 (497 amino acids)
Biological process (GO): cutin biosynthetic process
Cellular component (GO): membrane
Molecular function (GO): glycerol-3-phosphate 2-O-acyltransferase activity; phosphatase activity
Source: RefSeq, a predicted model, not a curated record